AUGGAGAAGCCGUUAAUUGUGGACGCCGGAAUCUGUCUUGUGCUACUCACCAGCUUUUUAUUCGCAUCUCCCAGUCCGCCCAUCAUUUGCAACCCGAACUCGCGUACCAUGCUAGAGCGGCAGUCUGAUCCCCCUGCGACCUAUAGAGGACAAGCCUCGGUUGAACUGUUUGACGAGAGGAAUCGUUUCAGAGGUGAAGAGAACGCUGUUCGGCUGCUUGCGGUCAUGCCGAGUGAAGGCUACGGAUUCAGCAAGCCACCGAGCAGGGCGACGCAGAGCACGGAAUACGAUUCUGAAGAGGUGUUAUGUAGUGUAUUAUGGUUCUCGUCGACGCUGUGCCUCAAGUGCAACCUCCCGGUUCGCUCCCCAGAAGGAGACGUCGAUCUACAUCGCUUGAGUUCGGGGGCAGAGAGUGACGAGGAUGUCAUUGAGGUAAAUAAUGAACGGGUCGCUGAACGGAUGGGCGCAUUUUAA
Molecule: messenger RNA, 474 nt
Organism: Thermothelomyces thermophilus ATCC 42464
Lineage: Eukaryota; Fungi; Ascomycota; Sordariomycetes; Sordariales; Chaetomiaceae
Exons: 3
Coding region: 1-474 (157 amino acids)
Source: RefSeq, a predicted model, not a curated record